AUGAGAACCCUUUAUUCUAAUCGGCUUGCAUUAAGGGUUUUCAGGCCAUCAUACCGCGGUGCUUUCACAAGAACCUCUGACUAUUCGAGAGGUGUCAUAACCCAUAUAAAUAGGCCGUUUUCGAUUACCUCCAAAACUUACAACACAGCAUCUUCGAAUCUGAUGAACGAUAAAGUCCAUAUCGAGAAACUUGACGUGAAUGCGGUCAUUGGAGCAGACUCCUGGAACCAAUUGAAUGCGCAACAAUGCUUUGUAACAAUGAAUAUGCUCACCGAUUUCAGCAAAGCCGCUGUUGGAGACGAUCUGAAUUAUUCUCUAAAUUACGCUGUCAUAUCGAGAGAUAUUGCUGAAUUUGUGCAAUCUAAAAGGAACUGGAGAUCCUUAGGUAAUCUAUCCAGAUCAGUCUCAAAUUACGCAUUACAAAAGUAUUCGGGAAUUGAGAGUUUGCAAUUGCUAAUCGAAACGAAAACAGGACACAUAAGAAGUGAUUCCAUUUCCUGUUUAGUAAAUCAAAUGAAUAGUAGAGCACCGACGAGACAGAAAGAUGUCUACGAUGUUAUACAAAUUUCAAAUAUAAAGAUGUUGACUCUAAUUGGAGUGUUUACCUUUGAAAGGCUGCAAAAACAAUAUGUUACGUUAGACAUACGCCUCCCGUGGCCAAAAGACUUGGUUAAUCACGCUUCUUAUAAAUCAAUCAUCGAAAGCGCCGUUAGCCACGUCGAAAACUCCAACUUUUUAACGGUAGAAGCUCUCGUUGAAUCAACAGCUAAGGUAAUCGCAUCUAAUCCAUACUUCAGGAAAAAUAAUAAGUUGCCUAUAGAGCUCAAAGUUAUUAAAUUGAAUGCGAUAACAAAUACCACAGGUGUUGGUGUGAGCAUCAUCAAGACUCCUCAAGAACUGGAUUCUAUUCCACUUCCUCACGUACUUGAAACGAAAACAACUUCAUCGGCACUUUUCGCAGGGAACCAAGAGAAUGACAUCAUUUCAAAUACAUACCCCAAAGCUUGGAGUACUGCUUUUAUAGCUUUCGGUUCCAAUAUGGGUAAUAAAGUUGAAAAUAUUCAGAAGGCACUAGAUUAUUUGAAUGCGAGUGAAAAUGUUGAGAUUCGGAAAGUGUCUUCUCUGUUCGAAAGCGAGCCUAUGUAUUUUGAGGAUCAAGACGUUUUUAUGAACGGCUGUGUCGAAAUUGUGACAAAGUUGACGCCACAUGAACUACUAAAACUCUGUAAGGACAUCGAGUACAAGGAAUUGGGUAGAAUAAAGCAUUUUGAUAAUUGUCCCCGUGUUGUCGAUCUUGAUAUUAUUAUGUUUUAUGAUAAAGAUGGCAGCCAAGUUAUUUUGAACACUAAAGACUUGAUCAUUCCACACCCUAAAUUACUAGAAAGAAGUUUUGUGUUAGAGCCACUCUGUGAAUUGCUUCCCCCUGACAUAACUCACCCUUUGACAACCGAACCUUUAACAGACCAUCUUAAUCAGAUAUAUGAUCAAGGAAAUGAAGCAGAUGUCUUGUGGAAGAUAAUACCUCUGCAGCCUCGCUCCUCCAAUUUCAGAGCAUUGAAGUUCAUGAAUGUGAAAAUGACGGACGAAAUUCUACGCUCCAAAGUCAUAACAAAGUCGCCAGCAUUAUUGAUGGGUAUUUUGAAUGUGACUCCAGACUCUUUCUCGGAUGGAAAUAAGCAGUAUUUAAAUCUCCAAAAACAGAUCGAAACAGUGAAAAUCAUGUGCUCCGAUGCUUUGCGGCUACAAGAUAAAAUUAUUAUUGAUGUUGGUGGCUGUUCUACCAGACCAAAUUCCUCUCAAGUCUCCGAAAUGGAAGAACUAGAACGAACAAUACCAGUUAUCAAAUCAAUUAGGACAUGUAAAGACCUGCCACAAGAAAAUAUCAUCAUAUCUAUUGAUACUUACAGAGCAAAGGUAGCUCAAGAGGCUAUUAUUGCCGGGGCAGAUAUAGUGAAUGAUAUCUCGGGGGGAACUUUUGAUUCGGAUAUGUUUGGUGUCAUAGCCUCUCAUCCAAAUGUGGCUUAUGUUCUGUCUCAUACCAGGGGAAACAUUUCCAGUAUGAUUGACUUAAAUAAAUACGAGCAACCCAAUAGCAAUGUGAAAGAAUAUAUGAAUGGUGAAAAAAUUUCUGGUAGGAGUGCAAUUCUUCUUCGCUCAAUAGCUCAUGAACUCAGUGAGCGAUACGCUCAAGCGAUUGGAGAAGGAAUUCGUCGUUGGCAGCUAAUAUUAGACCCGGGACUUGGUUUUGCCAAAAAUGGAAAGCAAAAUUUGGAAAUAAUUAGGCAACUCGACCUUUUGAAGAACUACGCAUGUAUUUUAGAAUCAGGCGAGUUUGUAAAUUUCAAGAAUAUCCCAAUACUAGUUGGCCCAUCUCGCAAGGCAUUCAUCGGCAAAAUCACAAAAGAUGAUGACCCGAAGGAUAGAGAUUUCGCGACAGCGUCCGUUAUUUCGUCAUGCAUCGGAUUUGGUGCAGAUAUAGUGAGGGUCCACAAUGUUGUUGAUUGUUCGAAGACAAUAAAGAUCGCCAAUACUCUCUACAGAGAUGCAUAA
Zygotorulaspora mrakii is the source of this 2550-nucleotide messenger RNA. RefSeq names its product trifunctional dihydropteroate synthetase/dihydrohydroxymethylpterin pyrophosphokinase/dihydroneopterin aldolase FOL1 (gene FOL1). Gene Ontology annotation, molecular function: dihydroneopterin aldolase activity; 2-amino-4-hydroxy-6-hydroxymethyldihydropteridine diphosphokinase activity; dihydropteroate synthase activity. The record is from RefSeq and is a predicted model, not a curated record. Lineage: Eukaryota; Fungi; Ascomycota; Saccharomycetes; Saccharomycetales; Saccharomycetaceae. The transcript has a single exon. The coding region runs from base 1 to 2550 and encodes 849 amino acids. Gene Ontology annotation, cellular component: mitochondrial envelope. Gene Ontology annotation, biological process: tetrahydrofolate biosynthetic process.